UUCUCGAGAGAAGGCUGGUGGUGGCUCUCGCGGUGUGGAUGCUUUUUAAAGUGAGGAGCUUCGAUGUACUCCUACUGGCUUUACUGUCAAUGUUCAAGCUAUUACUCACGUUAAUCACCGUAGAAGGACUGGACUGUAGCAAGAUGUAUAUGACAAGUCUAAUAAAUUAUGUACCAUGUAGUGCACAGGAUGCGCGGAUCGCUGUGGUGGAUACAACGAAGGGAAAUAAUAAAACGCUCCGGCAAUGAUGCAACACGAGUCUAUCUGGGGGAAUAUGUAUGUGUAGAUGCAGCCAGAAAGAGAGAAAAAAAAAAGGGUGAGACUGACGACCAGGACUGCC
Messenger RNA from Aspergillus fijiensis CBS 313.89, 340 nucleotides. RefSeq lists its product as uncharacterized. The record is from RefSeq and is a predicted model, not a curated record. The transcript has a single exon. NCBI's taxonomy places the organism in Eukaryota, Fungi, Ascomycota, Eurotiomycetes, Eurotiales, Aspergillaceae. Bases 39 to 248 code for a protein of 69 amino acids.